GAUCAUGGCAAGGUUAGCUGCACAAGCAAAUUUCAAGUCGCUCUUCAAUGGCGAGGGAGCCCCAUCUCCCGGAUCCGGGUCGGACCCAAAAGUCCCAUAUAGCUGCAUGUUCACUCUCCCAUCAUUCAAACCCCAAAAGCGCAGGCUCACGUCAUUUGACUCCACCAGGCUUUACUCAUCCUCUUCUUCUUCUUCUUCUUCUUCUUCCAACAAGACCAGGCGCCACAAUGCCGAGGUUCGCUUGUUUUUCGGGGACGAGGUGGCUGUCCAUGGUGACAACAACGUUGGAGUUGGUGGAGGUGAUGAUCAUGAUGUUGAUAAUGAUGAGUUUGAGAGAGAUGAGCUGUCCUGUUUCAGAGGUCUCGUUUUGGAUAUCUCGUACAGGCCAAUUAAUGUGGUCUGCUGGAAACGUGCUAUUUGUUUGGAAUUCAUGGAUAAGGCGGAUGUUCUAGAAUACUAUGAUCAGACUGUUAGUUCCCCAAGUGGAUCCUUCUACAUACCGGCUGUUUUAAGGGUUCCCCAUCUACUGCAGGUUGUGAAGAGAAGAAGAAUUAAGUGCAAUCUUGGUCGUAAAAAUAUACUUUGUCGGGACAGUUUCACUUGUCAGUACUGCUCUUCACGCGAAAACUUGACUAUUGACCAUGUUAUACCAAUUGCAAGAGGUGGAGAAUGGAAGUGGGAUAAUCUGGUUACUGCCUGUGCAAAAUGCAACUCAAAGAAAGGGCAGAAGACAUUGGAGGAAGCAAGUAUGAAGCUGAUGAAAAUUCCCAAGGCUCCAAAAGACUUUGACAUAGUUGCCAUACCACUAACAAAUGCAGCAGUAAGAAUGCUAAGAAUGAGAAAAGGAACUCCAGAAGAGUGGCUCCAGUAUCUACCGAACCCUUCUUCAAUGCCAUAACAACAAUAGAUUGUUAUCAAAUGUACUUGCUCAUUCUUGGUGCUGAAGUCUCCUAAGAGCACUUCAACAUUCUAUUGAUAGCAUUGCCUAAUGGACAUUAUGUAUAGUAACUACAUGUCUGACUUUGUAUUAACAGCCAAUGUCAUUUUCGUGUAUAGUAACUUGUUGAUAAAGGAAUUAAAAGUUGUACAC
Argentina anserina (silverweed cinquefoil) is the source of this 1090-nucleotide messenger RNA. RefSeq lists its product as uncharacterized. The record is from RefSeq and is a predicted model, not a curated record. The coding region runs from base 5 to 898 and encodes 297 amino acids. The transcript has 7 exons. Lineage: Eukaryota; Viridiplantae; Streptophyta; Magnoliopsida; Rosales; Rosaceae.